Molecule: messenger RNA, 2706 nt
Organism: Sphaerodactylus townsendi
Lineage: Eukaryota; Metazoa; Chordata; Lepidosauria; Squamata; Sphaerodactylidae
Gene: KCTD17
Product: potassium channel tetramerization domain containing 17
Exons: 6
Coding region: 42-821 (259 amino acids)
Biological process (GO): protein homooligomerization; proteasome-mediated ubiquitin-dependent protein catabolic process
Cellular component (GO): cytoplasm; Cul3-RING ubiquitin ligase complex
Molecular function (GO): cullin family protein binding
Source: RefSeq, a predicted model, not a curated record
GCCUGUUUGCAAAAGUAGGAGGGACUCCUAGAGAAAGGGAGAUGAGGAUGGAUCGAGGGGAGGAAAGGCAAACCGCGCAGAGGGCUUCUUACGCCUGGGAGAGCCACCCCACGCCUUUGCCUUCCAACAACCGCAGCAAAUGGGUGCGGCUGAACGUCGGAGGGACCCUUUUCUUAACCACCAGGCAGACCUUAUGCCGCGAGCAGAAGUCAUUCCUUUGCCGUCUGUGCCAAGGGGAGGAGCUGCAGUCGGAUCGGGAUGAGACAGGUGCCUACCUCAUUGACCGGGACCCCACUUACUUUGGACCUAUCCUGAAUUUUCUCCGACAUGGGAAGCUGGUACUAGAUAAAGAUAUGGCUGAAGAAGGGGUUCUGGAAGAAGCUGAAUUCUAUAACAUCGGGUCUUUGAUCAGACUAAUAAAGGACAGGCUGGAAGAAAAGGACUACACUGUAACACAGGUGCCUCCCAAGCAUGUGUAUCGAGUGCUGCAGUGUCAAGAGGAAGAGCUCACCCAGAUGGUUUCCACUAUGUCUGAUGGAUGGCGCUUUGAGCAGCUGGUGAAUAUUGGGUCGUCCUAUAAUUAUGGGAACGAGGACCAGUCGGAGUUCCUGUGUGUGGUCUCUAAGGAACUGUGCAGCUCGCCCAAUGGCCUGGGAUGUGAGCCCAGCCGAAAAGCCAAGAGCAUGGAGGAGGAUCCAGAUCAAAAGGAGGAGGAACAUCAAGAGGAAGAGGAGGAGGAAGAAGAGCAGGAACAGGAGGAGGAGACAGAAGCUGAGGCUGAGGCAGACGCAGCGGAGGAGAAAGGUGCAGCAAAUCCCUGAGGAAAAUCAUGACCCAGACAAACACAAGCUGAAAGCCACCUGCUCCCUUUGGGUGAAAGCUGGUGGCAGGGAAGCAUUCUGUGAGGGGAGUCUGGGAAGGUCCCUGCAGGGAACAAGCAAUAUGCUGAAGCCAACGGCUCAGUGAGAGACUGGGGAGGACGGCUUUCUUUGGGCAGCUGCUGCUUUUUGGUACAAGCGGACUUUUAUGUGUUAAUGUGUCUCCAGGUCAUCUAACCAGGGUUCUGCUGAAUGUCUCCCGAUCUCCUCCAAUUCUUUUGGAGGUUUCUUUCACCUGGCUUGCGCUCCCCCUGCUCUGCACUCUUUCCCUCGCUCAACGAUGACUGUUUCCUCACCUUCUGGAAAGCCUGAGCUCCUGUCUCUUGUCUCACCCCCAUGCCCAGAACCCUGUAUUCUACCCUCCUCCUCCUCCUCCUCUUCCCCCUUCUCCUUUGCAAAUGCCACUCCUGUUUUCAUUCUCAGGUUUGUAUGAUUAAUUCCCGCCUUCCCUUCCCUUUUCAUGAUUCUUCCGGCAAGGAAUUAAUAGGGAGAACGACUCCUUGUGCUGAAUUAGUCUUCCAGGGUAAUCCCCCUGGGGAGGGUGUUUCAAGAAAGGAGGGAAGUGGCUGGAAAAUGUCAUGAAACAUAUAGUAUUUCCUCUACAGUGAGUCAGACUCCUGUGCCAUCCAGUCUACUCCGUCCUUUCUGUGCCCAAAAUACCAUUUUUUUUAAAGCUGGGGAAUACAGUGAUUGACACUGGACCUUGGCUUAACAUUCAGUGGUGAUGGCCCUUCCCCAAAGAUGUCAAAGAAUGCUGAUUUAUAAUGGAAUUAAAAGCAAAAAAAGGUCCCCCCCUUUCUUUGCUCAGAAUAAAUUAUGCAGGUUUGUAUUUUGCUUGUAUUUGCAUAAUUUUGGUAGCUGUUCUUAAGAGUGGUUGGCAGGAGGCGAGCAUGGUGGACUGGGGACAUUAAUAAGGGAUUGAGGAUGGGGAAAGCAAUGUAGACUGUUGUAGAAGACUUGCCCCCCACCUACCAGUCCCCACCGCCUCAGUACUGCCUAUCCUCUUGUGUCAACCUUAAAUCUGGGGCUCUCAAUAAGCCAAGCUCUGCAGCAGAGUCCAGAUGCUGGCCACGGUCCAGUAUAGCAUUAAGUGCACUUAAGACAAUUGAUUUCAGUUGGAGGUCCAAAGCAGAAGAGAGCGUCAGCAUCCCCAACACAAAAGGCCUCCCCAGAAAUGGCUGCCAAAUGAGCAACUGCUGGCAUUUUGCAUGAAAAUGUCCAGGUUUCUCCCCCCCCCCCCCCGCCCCCGUCCCCUUUCUCUAUGCAAAAGCAAAUUAUCUGGCAGAGCUGCCUUGAAGGAGUUGCAGCUCUCUGACAGUGUGAAGCAUGUGCUACAGACCAGCUGGCCACUUCUGUUGAACCAGGGCUCAGAUAGGGCUUUGUUUGGGACCCUUUGCUGCUGGUACCUUUAUAUUGUCUCCUACUGAAGGAGAGUGGAAGAUUUGCUAUAGGAGGUGGCUCACCUUUCUCCUCCUGUGCAGGACCUUUUGUGCUCUCAGCUGCAGCCCGAACAUAAUGUAGCACUAUAGAAUCACAAUGCUUGGUAUUCACAAGUGUUUUUCCCCCUUUCUCUCCUCUUUCGCAUCUGUUCUCCCACCCACUGUGUGUUCUUUUUCUGCAUCCUUUUUAAUUUAUCUUAGUCUUGCUUUUUCCUUGUUACUUGACUUCACUUGGUCUUCCAGCUCUGUUUGUUCUUGUCGAUUCAAGCUGUUACAAACCAGAAGUCUCAGGAUGUAAUGCUGACGAUCAAUUUGUUUAAUUUUUUUUAAAAUCUUUAUUUUUGUAUUGUGUGUUUGAAAGAAAACAAUAAAACACUGCUAGGGCUGGA